This is a messenger RNA of Bubalus bubalis (water buffalo), 1003 nucleotides long. RefSeq names its product cell death inducing DFFA like effector a (gene CIDEA). The coding region runs from base 99 to 758 and encodes 219 amino acids. Gene Ontology annotation, biological process: regulation of apoptotic process; lipid storage; apoptotic process. Lineage: Eukaryota; Metazoa; Chordata; Mammalia; Artiodactyla; Bovidae. The transcript is spliced from 5 exons. The record is from RefSeq and is a predicted model, not a curated record. Gene Ontology annotation, cellular component: lipid droplet.
CAGCCCGAGGGGCGUGGACCUGGGCGGGGCGAGCGGUGGUGCUUUAAGAGGCCGGAGCGCCGGGAGGCCGGCCGGGCGGGGACUGACCGUACUGAGCGAUGGAGACCGCCCGGGACUGCGCCGGAGCCCUGCUCAGGCCCCUGACGUUUAUGGGGUCGCAGACAAAGAAGGUGCUGUUCACACCCCUCAUGCAUCCCGCUCGCCCCUUUCGUGUCUCCAACCAUGACCGGAGCAGCCGCCGAGGGGUGAUGGCCAGUAGCCUACAGGAGCUUCUCAGCAAGACCCUGGAUGCACUGGUGGUCGCCAGCCAACUGGUCACCUUGGUGCUGGAGGAGGAUGGCACUGUGGUGGACACAGAGGAGUUCUUCCAGACCCUGGGGGACAACACACACCUCAUGGUCCUGGAGCAGGGGCAGAAAUGGACACCGGCUGGCCACCAAACCCCAGCCCGCCGGCCGCCUCAGAGACGGGGCAUCGCGAAAGUCACCUUCGACUUGUACAAGCUGAGCCCCAAGGAUGUCAUUGGCUGCCUCAACGUGAAGGCCACCAUGUACGAGAUGUAUUCUGUGUCCUACGACAUCCACUGCACAGGGUUCAAGGCCAUGCUCAGGAGCCUGCUGCGGUUCCUCUCUCACGCUGCCCAGGUGACUGGCCAGUGUCUUGUCCACAUGGGCACCUACAUGCUCCGAGUGCUGGCUGAAACAGAGGAGCAGGCGGUGCCUGGCUCGCGCCCUUGGAGAGGGAUCAAGAGAGGGUAGGGGCACACCUGGGAGGUCAGCCAGCUUUGACCCAGCCGGUUCCUCUAGGGUAUGAAUUUGGAAAAUGCUGUGUUCCCACCACGUAUCACCUGCUCAGGAAAGAAAACGGGCCUGAGCGACUAUCAGGGACUGGGCGGGGGUCCCUGGGGUGGUGGUACCUUCGGUGGGGGCUAGGAUGGCAGGAUCCAGGGGCUGCACAGUGCCUUCCGCUCCACAAUAAACCCAUCAGGAAAGCUGCUAUGAUA